Carassius carassius (crucian carp) is the source of this 511-nucleotide messenger RNA. Its product is annotated as transmembrane protein 222-like. The record is from RefSeq and is a predicted model, not a curated record. The transcript has 3 exons. The coding region runs from base 2 to 241 and encodes 79 amino acids. NCBI's taxonomy places the organism in Eukaryota, Metazoa, Chordata, Actinopteri, Cypriniformes, Cyprinidae.
GAUGUUAGAUGUCAGUAAAGUGUAUGCCAGUGGAUCUAACACGUGGGACACUGCAGUUCACAACGCAUCAGAAGAGUACAAACAGAGAAUGGUAACACGUCACAACCUUUGCUGUCCCUCGCAUGUGGCCAUGGCCCUGAACCUGAUGUGCUAUGACAACAGCUCCUCGUGGAACAUGGUGAACCUGUGCCUGCUGUCACUCAUUCAUGGCAAACACGUCAGUUGCGUAGGCUUCCUGUAGAUCUGGCUGCCUUUCUGUAUCUUGACCAGUGUCCUCCUGGCUGUGACUCUAAACCUGCGAUGACCCAGCGGGGUCACAUAGAGGUGAACAGUGCCCAUAGGAGACCCAUCGCUCCAGCUCCAGCGGGACUCCAGUGAAGGUCAACUUGACGUCCAGCUCUUCAAAGUGUAGAGGACCUCAACAUCAAAAAUCAAACGCUAGACCUCUUCGUCGUAGGGUAGAGACAGCAAAUACACCAUGGCUUCAAUGUCUCGUGGUGAUGUACAAAAC